Molecule: messenger RNA, 3996 nt
Organism: Cotesia glomerata
Lineage: Eukaryota; Metazoa; Arthropoda; Insecta; Hymenoptera; Braconidae
Product: phospholipid-transporting ATPase IF-like
Exons: 18
Coding region: 318-3731 (1137 amino acids)
Biological process (GO): phospholipid translocation
Cellular component (GO): endoplasmic reticulum; plasma membrane; trans-Golgi network
Molecular function (GO): magnesium ion binding; ATPase-coupled intramembrane lipid carrier activity; ATP hydrolysis activity
Source: RefSeq, a predicted model, not a curated record
CGGGUAUUAUAUGAAUACAUUACGUCAAUUAUUAACACUCGGGUGAAUUAACAAUCGACACCUUUCAAUAACAGCCUCAUUGAUUGAUAAUAAUAAUAAUAAUUAUAAUUGUAAUAAUUCUCAUUCUUAUUCUUAUUCGUAUUUAUAGUCUUCUUAUUAUAUAUUUAUACAUCUCCCUACACUGUACAAGAGACAACGCGAAUCGACAUAAACAUUUGAGUCAAUAAUACGGCACGAAUUCGUCGCGAGGAUAAUAAUAAAUAAUAAAUAAUAAAUAAUGUAAAUAAAAUAUAAAAUAAACGAGUGAAAAAUAAAAGAUGAAUCGGCGCUCCAUUGAUCAAUCGGUUGUUUGGUUCAAAAGACACAGACGUUAUUUAUGUCUAUCCGGUAGUGGAACAUCGGCACUUGGAGAGCACAGAUUUUUUACCAUAAAUCCUACCAAUAAUCCAGCAGACACUAUUUUUCAGAACAAUCAAAUUAAAUCAAGCAAGUAUACAGCAUGGAAUUUUCUUCCAAAAAAUUUGUUCGAGCAGUUUCGGCGAAUAGCAAAUUUUUAUUUCCUACUGUCAACUAUUAUAGCGAUGUCUAACGAGUCUCUGGCGUCGUCAAUAACAACACUACUCCCCCUGGUGUUUGUAAUAUUUGUGACAGCUUGCAAGCAAGGUUAUGAAGACUUCCUGAGGCAUCAAUCUGAUUAUCGCGUAAAUGGUACUUCUGUUACUGUCAUACGCAAUAAAUGUAUGCAAGUUAUAAGAUGUGAGCAAAUAGUCGUAGGAGACUUAGUAAAAGUGUCCAGAGAUCAAGAUUUACCCUGUGACAUUAUUUUACUCUAUAGUAGUGAAUUAAACGGGUCUUGUUACGUAACUACAUCUAAUCUUGACGGUGAAUCUAAUUUAAAGACUCUGCAAGUACCAAAGGUAACUUUGAAUAAAUCAAUAGAAGAAAUAGUCAGCAUGGAGUGUCUAGUCACCUGUCAGCAUCCUCAAUCAAACCUCUACGAGUUCCACGGCAAGAUCGAAGUAAAGUUCUCCGAGACCAAUCUGACUUCGGGGUUUAUUUCGAUUGACAAUGUACUGCUGCGUGGGUCGCGUCUCAGAGAUACCGAGUUCAUUAUCGGCGCUGCUGUGUACUCUGGAUCUGAUACCAAACUCUCUAAAAAUUCCAAACAAACUCCAAAUAAAUUCUCUACAGUCGAGAAGAGUAUUAAUUUAUACCUGGUAUUUUUUAUAUUUAUAUUGAUAUUAGAAAUAACUAUUUCUACGGUAUUGAAGCAAUUGAGUGAUUAUGAUCAUCAGGGGCAUCAUUAUUUGAGUAAUAACAGUACAAAUAGUUUCUUUAAAGUUGUUAGAGAUUUUUUAUCAUUUACAAUUCUUUACAAUUACAUUGUACCUAUAUCUCUUUACGUCACCGUUGAAUUACAAAAAUUUCUGGGUUCAUUAUUUUUCCACUGGGACCUUGAAAUGUAUGACGAGCGUAAUAACCAACCAGCAGUAGUGAACACAUCAGACUUAAACGAAGACCUGGGACAGAUCGAGUACUUAUUAACUGACAAAACGGGAACUUUAACAGAAAACCUAAUGGUGUUCCGUCGCUGCAGCAUCAACGGAACGAUGUACAUAGAAAAAGACUGUAAUGGAAAAAUUUACGAACUUCCAUUGAACGGAAACGAGCAUGAAGCUACAAAAGUAGUGACCUGGCCGCCAGAAAUUUGGCACUUCAUGAUCGCGUUGUCACUCUGUCAUUCAGUCCAUGUCGCUCCUCCGAUGAUUAUGGACGGUGUCGUAGCGCGACGCACUGCCUUCCGUGAGAGCUUUCGCCAUAAAACGAUCCGACGAGUCAACAGCUCGCUGCUGAUGGAUCCAAGUUUGCCUGAGUAUCAGGCUGCUUCUGCGGAUGAGAAAGCUCUCGUGGAAGCGAGCGCCAGGUGCGGAGUUGUUCUCACUAAGUAUGAAGGUGACUUAUUGGAAAUAAAAGCUGGAGAUCAGUACUUGAGUUUUACUUGCCUGGAAAUUUUAGAAUUUACUUCUGAGCGUAAAAGAAUGUCUGUUAUCGUGCAAGAUUCUGCUAAUGAACUGUUGCUUUAUUCAAAAGGCGCUGACUCGGAAAUGUUUCCGCUGAUGCAUGAAGGAAAAAUCCAUGAAACUAAGCAGCAUGUCGCUGAUUUUUCACAAAGAGGACUUAGGACGCUGGUAGUGGGCUGCAAAAAAUUGUCAGUGCAAGAAUAUGACAAGUUUAUACGCCUGGCGGAACAAGCGAGGCAAAUAAUUGGCCCAGAAAGGUCUAAACAGGUGGAAAAGGUUUAUUUGUCGGUAGAAAGAGGAAUGACUCUGCUUGGAGCCACUGGUAUUGAAGACAGUCUUCAGGAAGGUGUCGAAGAAACAUUGGAAUCGCUUCGAGCUGCUAAUAUUAAAGUUUGGGUACUGACUGGUGAUAAAGCUGAAACCGCUGAAAAUAUUGCGUUUUCUUGUGGACAUUUUAAAAGUGGUACCGAAGUAUUGAGACUUAUGGGACAAUCAACAGUACAAAUUUGUUUUAUCACUUUGACGAGUUAUGAGCGAAGAAUGAAAUUAGAGCCCUAUAAACAGUAUGGAUUAAUAAUGGACGGCGUGAGCAUGGCAAUAGCUUACAAUCAUUGCCCCGAAUUAUUGAGAAUAGUCGGAAUGUCUUGCGACGCAGUGGUAUGCUGCCGUAUGUCGCCGUUGCAAAAGUCAGAAAUUGUGCAGUUGAUAAAAAAUUCAAAGAGGCAUCCGCUGACAGCGGCUAUCGGCGACGGCGGCAACGACGUAUCGAUGAUCCAAGAAGCGCACGUGGGUAUUGGAAUUAUGGGCAAAGAAGGCAGACAAGCUUCAAUGAACGCUGACUUUGCUCUCGCUAAAUUUAUGUAUUUAAAACGCGCGUUGUUGAUUCACGGCCAUUGGUAUUAUGUAAGACUGAGUAUAUUAACUCAAUAUUUCUUCUAUAAAAACGUUGUUUUUAUCACGCCUCAAGUUUUUUUUGGUCUGUCAAAUGGAUUUUCUUCUCAGGCAUUAUAUGACAGUGUUUUUUUGAUGGGAUUUAAUAUUGUAUUUACUUCAAUGCCAGUACUUGCAUUUGGUUUACUUGCGCAAGAUUAUUCAGCUAGUAAAUUAAUUAAUUAUCCGCAGUAUUAUACUUUAAAUAAAAAAAAUAGAUUAUUAUCAAUUAAUCAAAUAAUUAUUUGGAUGUUACUGGCGUUAUGGCAUACAAGUGUAAUAUAUUUUGGAACUUAUACAUAUUUUAAUAUAAAUCCAAUAAUUUUAAGUAACCCUACAAUGGCUGAUUUUGCAUGUUUCAAUACAUGUAUUUUUCAUCUAGUUACACUAGUCACUAAUUUAGAGUUAUUAUUUAGAAAUUUAUAUUGGACAUUUCCAUUUCUAAUGAGCGUAAUUAUAUCCGAAUUACUUUUUUUCAUAAUUGCUACUGCGUACUCUUCAAUCAAUAUACAAUUCAAUAGCCAAAUGUUUGGAGUAUUUGUUGAAUUAAUGUCUUCCCCGACAUUCUGGUUGUUGACAAUUCUAAUUAUCCCCAUAUGCCUGAUACCAGACUUUUUAAUUGCCGUUUACGAGAGUUACAGACCUUCAAAAUUAAAUUAUCAAGAUACGCGAGAGGAAAAUAUUCAGGAUAAUCACAGUGAAUGGAGCACACCUUCAUCUGAAGAGAGACGAUAUAAUUUAACGCCUUGGCGAGGCACUUUUACGUUUACAAGCAGUUAGAUUUAUUAACUUCAUUUUACAAAUUUUUAAGAAUUAGCUGAUGUAAAUAAUUAAUGAGAAGGCCAAAAGCCUGCCGAACAAAUCGUAAUUUAAUUACAUAAUGAUCACCAGCAAUAAUGAUCUUAGAUCCUAUUGCGCUGCUUUAUGAUGUUAAUACCAACACCAGGAGUAAUCAUCGUCAUCAUCAUCAUCAUCAUCAUCAUCAUCAUCAUAUUCCUCGCAGCCCAAAAGCUGUAAAUAAACGGAAUAAUUAAUUUAAUUUAUA